AUGUUUAGAAGCAAACAAAGACAUACAAAUACAGAGAAUUGUUUUAGUGCUCUUUCUUACGAAGAUAUAAUCAAGGCUUUCAAUAAUCCAUCGAAUAUAAACAGAAAUGAAGCCAUGGCAGCAAAAAUCAGGCGAGAAAUUGAUCUAAGACUUGGUGGAGUAUUUUCCCAUUUCCAAACUCUUAAAAUGAAAAAAUACAUCGAAGAAAAAAGAGAAGAAGUGCUUUCAUACGGUCCCUGCCAACUUCCUACCCUCGGAUUCGUCGUCCACUCCUUCCUCAAAGCUCAGAAAUACAACAACUACCCUGAAAAAUGCUGGAAAAUCGAUGUCCACAUCAAAAAAGGUGACAAAUCUUUACAAAUUAAAUGGAAUCGAAAACACCUGUUUUGCAAGGUUUCCUGCUUCGGUCAGUUCGCGAGUAUGUUCGAUUUCCCAUCAGCUAUCGUGACCGAUAUCCAAAUUACAGAAAGUGAAGUGACCAAACCGCAACCGUUAACCACUGCUACUCAUUUGAUCAAUUGCUGCAAGUACCUCAAACUUAAAGCCUCCAGGGCGAUGGCGAUCACAGAGAAUCUGUAUAACAACGGAUUUAUUUCGUAUCCGAGGACUGAAACUGACAGUUUCCCUGACAAUUUCAAUUUUGUCGACAUUUUGACAAAUUUGACAAUUGACAGAGAGGUCGGAGGGAUGGCGUACGAAGUGUUGAACUCCCUGCAGAAGCCUCUCAAAGGGAAUUGCACCGACAACGCUCACACUCCGAUUUAUCCAAUUGUUUGUCCGUCAGAGUUUAAUUCAAAAGAAGAAAAAGACGUUUUUUAUUUAAUUUGUCGUCACUUUUUUGCGGUUUUGUCAAGUAAUUGUUUGGUUACAACCAAAACGACUGAAUUCGAUGUUGGCGGAGAGUUGUUCCACUACAAAUCGAAGACAAUCAAACAAAUUGGUUUCAUGAAAUAUUUCGAUUACUUCAAAAUUAAAGAAAAAAGUGACAUUGAUUUUUCAAUGAAUGAAAACAUUGAAGUCGAAUCGAUCAAGAUGGUGAAUACAUCAUACAAGAAGCCAGAACUUCUUAGCGAGUACGAGCUGAUAGACAAAAUGAACAAGAAGAAAAUCGGAACAGACGCAACUUUUCACCAGCAUAUUUCUAAAUUGGUCGAAAGAAAAUACAUAAAAAUUGACGGGAACGGAAAGAUACUUCCCACAGCUGUUGGAGCCGCCCUUGUUGCAGCAUAUGAGAAAUUGAGGAUAGGAUUUGCUCGGCCACAGCUAAUGGCUGAUUUGGAGCAGAGUUUGAGAGAGAUUUCGGAAGGAAAAAGGAAAUCUGAUGAUGUUUUGAAGGAUUUCAUUAGAAGGUACAUGGAAAUAUUCGAAAAGAUAUAUAUUAAUGCUGAUUCUUUGUGCAUUGAGUUCUCGAAAGCAAUUAAAAAGUUUUCAGAAGAUAUUGAACUUAAUUCACAAGAAAAAACUCCUGAAAAUACUCAGGAAACCAUUGAAAUGGAUGAUGAAGUGUCUUUGACAACAGACACAAGAGCUGAUGAUAUAAAUGUUGAUAGAAAAUCUUGUAUUAUUUCUUAA
Trichomonas vaginalis G3 is the source of this 1572-nucleotide messenger RNA. RefSeq names its product DNA topoisomerase type I protein. NCBI's taxonomy places the organism in Eukaryota, Parabasalia, Trichomonadida, Trichomonadidae. Gene Ontology annotation, biological process: DNA topological change. The record is from RefSeq and is a predicted model, not a curated record. The coding region runs from base 1 to 1572 and encodes 523 amino acids. Gene Ontology annotation, molecular function: DNA binding; DNA topoisomerase type I (single strand cut, ATP-independent) activity. The transcript has a single exon. Gene Ontology annotation, cellular component: nucleus.